Molecule: messenger RNA, 926 nt
Organism: Neocloeon triangulifer
Lineage: Eukaryota; Metazoa; Arthropoda; Insecta; Ephemeroptera; Baetidae
Gene: bigmax
Product: max-like protein X
Exons: 6
Coding region: 112-801 (229 amino acids)
Biological process (GO): regulation of transcription by RNA polymerase II
Cellular component (GO): nucleus
Molecular function (GO): RNA polymerase II cis-regulatory region sequence-specific DNA binding; protein dimerization activity; DNA-binding transcription factor activity, RNA polymerase II-specific
Source: RefSeq, a predicted model, not a curated record
GGCGUGUACAACUAAACAGGCCAGUGGAGAAAUCAAAACAUACCUAUUCAUUUUCGCUCUCUCUUGCUUCGAAGUUCGAAGACCUUUCUUAGGAUCUUAGGGCGAGAAACGAUGUCCGAAGACGCUGGCGAUGACCAAUGGGCUGAGGAUUUGAAGAGGGAGCCCAACAGUCCGCCGACCGUCUUCUCACGAUGUAGCUCGACAGGAUCCAUUCACACGCUGUCCAGUUCAGCGCACAACACAGACGACGAAGAUGACAGCGGCACGGACACGCGAUCGUACAAAGAACGCCGUCGUGAAGCACACACGCAGGCUGAACAGAAACGGAGAGAUGCAAUCAAAAAGGGCUAUGAUGCGCUCCAAGCGUUGGUGCCUACUUGUCAGCAGGCAGACGCAGCCUCCGGUUACAAACUGAGCAAAGCCACAGUUCUUCACAAGUCCAUUGAUUAUAUGCAGUACUUGGCACAACAAAGACGGAAACAGGAGGACGAGCGAAACGCCCUACGGAAGGAGGUGAUGGCCUUAAGAAUUAUGCAGGCCAAUUACGAGAAUAUGGUCAGAGCCCACCAGGCACAGCCUGGGCCCACUGAGACGAGGGUCUCCGACGAUACCAAAUUCCAGCUGUUCAGAGCUAUUCUGGACAAUUUAUUUAACAGCUUCAACGCUUCCGUCUCUACUGCCAACUUUUCCGAGCUCUCUGGUUGUGUAUUUGCUUGGCUCGAGGAGCACUGCAAACCUCAAAGGUUGAGAUUCCUGGUCCAAACUGUACUUGAUACGCUGUCAGUCCAGAGUUCUUCAUAGACUAUAUUAUUCGUGAAUGUUUAAAAUGGUGAUAACAUUGUUUUGUUUUAUGGGCAUCUUUAUUUUAUAUACACAAGAAAGAAAGAAAUAAAUGUAUAUUUUCUGUUAAAUGGAAAUAACUGACC